AUGUCUAUAGUAUUGAGAUUUGUUGAUACUAAUGGAUUCAUUCAAGAACAAUUUUUUGGGCUUGUUCAUGUAUCUGAUAUUGCGGCUUUGACUUUAAAGAAUGUCAUAUAUUCUACUUUGGCUCACUAUAAUUUGGAUGUUCAAAAUAUUAGAGGUCAAUGUUAUGAUGGUGCUAGUAAUAUGAGGGGUGAGUUUAAUGGAUUGCAAGCUUUGAUUAUAAAAGAUUGUAGAGGUGUUUAUUAUGUUCAUUGCUUUGCUCAUCGGUUACAAUUGGCUUUAGUUGCAGCAUCAAAAAAUGUGACACCUAUUCAUAAAUUUUUUGAUAGAUUAACUUUUAUAGUUAAUAUUGUUGGUUCUUCAUGUAAGCGUAAUGAUGAAUUGAAGAAUGCUCAUGCGGAUGACAUUGCACAUUUGAUUGCAAUAAAUGAACUCGAGACAGGGCGUGGACUUAAUCAAAUAGGUACUUUACAACGAGCUACUGAUACACGCUGGAGUUCUCAUUUGAGAUCAUUGAAAGGCCUAAUUAAGAUGUUUAGUGCAUCGUGUACGGUAUUGCUCAAGGUUAUGGAUGAUGGGCUUCCUCCUCAACGAGCAGAUGCAACAUCUGUUUAUGAUGAAAUGACUUCUUUUGAUUUUGUAUUCAUCUUGCAUCUUAUGAAUGAGAUUAUGGGGAUCACAGAUAUUCUUUGUCAGGCUUUACAAAGUAAGUCUCAGGAUAUUAUAAAUGCAAUGGAGCCGGUAUUAUCUACUAAGAAUUUACUUCAACAUAUGCAGGAUAACAAAUGGAAUGAUUUGCUUGCAAAAGUAGACCUCUUUUAUGCUUCUAUAGAUUCACAGUUGCAAGAAAUUAAUGGGCAAUUUAGUGAUGAUGCUAUGGAAUUGCUCAUUCUUAGUAAUGCCUUAAAUCCUCAAAAUGCGAUGGAGUCUUUCAAAAUUGAGGAUAUUUGUAAAUUAGUUGAAAAGUUUUAUGCCCAAGAUUUUACAAGAGAUGAAAAAGAGCAAUUGGAGAUGCAAUUGAAGCAUUACGAGCAUAAUGUAGUCAAAGGACCUGACUAUAAAAAUCUUUCAACCAUUUCAGAAUUAUGUCAAUGGUUGGUGAAGACUAACAAAUAUGUUACAUACAACCUCAUUUUUAGAGUGAUCAUACUUGUGCUUACUCUUUCGGUUUCCAUUGCUACUACAGAACGAUCAUUUUCUGCGAUGAAUAUUGUGAAAAUAAGGCUUCGGAGCAAAAUGGAGGAUACUUUUCUCUCGGAUGCAUUAAUGUACAUUAUACUCACUGGUAUUUAUGUAGCUAGAGUCAUUAUUGACAUGAAAAGUGGAAGGUCCAAACUCUAG
This is a messenger RNA of Zingiber officinale, 1338 nucleotides long. Its product is annotated as zinc finger MYM-type protein 1-like. Lineage: Eukaryota; Viridiplantae; Streptophyta; Magnoliopsida; Zingiberales; Zingiberaceae. Bases 1 to 1338 code for a protein of 445 amino acids. The transcript is spliced from 3 exons. Gene Ontology annotation, molecular function: protein dimerization activity. The record is from RefSeq and is a predicted model, not a curated record.